AUGAAAGACUCGAAUAAAGAGUGUGGCGAGUCAAGUUUAGGAACAAAGACGAGUGAUGAACUCGAAGAUGGAGAGAGAGAAACCGAACAAAUAAGAAGAGAUGAAAUGGGAAACAAGGAGAGAGGGGAGGUUGAGGAAGAGAUGAACAAGGGAGAUGAGCACAUAUAUGGAGAGAGAGAGAGGGGCAAGAAAUUAGUCCCCACAAUCCACAAAAUUCCCAGUUCCCAUCUCCCAAUCGAAUUCACAUUCUCCGAUGGCAGAUCAAGAGGGGAACAGGGUAGAAAAACAACAACCCGACCCGAAUUCCCAACAGGCCGGAUCAAGAGAAUCAUGAAACUCGACAAAGACAUCAACAAGGUCAAUUCAGAUGCUCUAUUCCUCGUCUCCAGCUCCACUGAGUUGUUUGUCCGAUUUCUCGCAGAGAAGUCAGCAGAAGUUGCAGUCGAAAAGAAGCGAAAGAUUGUGAAACUCGAUCACAUUCGAGUCGCUGUUAAAAGGCACCAGCCUACCAGCGAUUUUCUCUUAGAUUCGCUUCCUCUGCCAAUUCAGUCAUCAGAGAAGCCUGCAAGUGAUAAGAUUAGUACUCGUACCACGGAAGAUAAACCAGCCCCGGCUGGCACUCGCCGGAUUGAUCAUUUCUUCACUAAGGCGGCAAAUGAAGAACUUCCAGUUCAGAUAAAUGAGUCCUAG
This is a messenger RNA of Dovyalis caffra, 690 nucleotides long. Lineage: Eukaryota; Viridiplantae; Streptophyta; Magnoliopsida; Malpighiales; Salicaceae. The record is from the annotation of a GenBank genome assembly.